Messenger RNA from Tachysurus vachellii, 3729 nucleotides. Its product is annotated as lisH domain-containing protein ARMC9. The record is from RefSeq and is a predicted model, not a curated record. Gene Ontology annotation, biological process: cilium assembly. Bases 264 to 2639 code for a protein of 791 amino acids. The transcript is spliced from 26 exons. Gene Ontology annotation, cellular component: ciliary basal body; ciliary tip; centriole. Lineage: Eukaryota; Metazoa; Chordata; Actinopteri; Siluriformes; Bagridae. Gene Ontology annotation, molecular function: protein binding.
GUGGUAACUAUGGCUACCAGCCUCCAACUAGUCCGUUAGCUUUGUUUCUAGCUCUCCUGAUAACUUAUUUCAGCGUCCGGCAAAUUCUCCUUUUUUAUUUAUUUAUUUAAGUUUUCUUUUUAACAAACGUUAUGUGACUGAUGUUUUAGCAACGUGUCGUGACCAUUUUCACCCCACAAACGAGUGAGAAUGAGAUAUGAAGCGGGGAAUAUAAUUAUGGUGAGUUGUUAAUCAGGGUGAUUAACAACACAAGUUCCAGAUACAUGAGUUCCAGAAGCUCUACAGAGAUGGGGGAUGUCUUGGCGAAUGAUCUCCUACUGAUGAUCAGAGAAUACCUGAAGUUCUGUGAGCUGGAGGAAACAGUGAAGAUCUUUGAGAAGGAAUGCAAGAGCAAAGGAAAACCUGUGCCAAAAAUCUGCAGCAGUUCACCUGAAAACUCCAAAGCAUUAACAAUACAGAACGAUCUGCUCUGCAUGUUUGAUGAUGGAAAGAUGAAGGUUUUCUUUGAGCUAUGGACAGAAAACCUGCCUGCACAUGUACGUGACAAUGACCCCACUGUACAGAAACUGGAGUUCUACCUGCACAUUCACUUUUCCAUUUAUCCACUGAAGAACUCUGUUGGAAAGCAGGAUAAAGCCGAAUUUGAGGAGCGGAUCAGUCAUUUUAAACACUUCUUGGAGACGAGAGGAGCAGUGCUGAGCCAUACCACUGAGUUCCUGCCAUUUUAUGCUCUGCCUUUUGUUCCCAAUCCUGUAGCGCAUCCGUCCUUCAAGGAGCUUUUCCAGGACUCCUGGACUGUAGAUUUAAGAAAAAAGCUUGAAACGGUGUUGGUCUCCUCCCUGAAAGCAUCCGCUACACCAAAGCUGCUCAUGCUACACAGAGAGAGCACAAAAAGCAACAGAGAACUGACGAAGCAGCUAGCUGAAGCAGAGAAACAGGUUUCAGCAUACAUGAAGAAGUUCAGUAAGAUCCAGGCUGAUUAUCACAACCUCAUCAGCGUGACCGCUGAACUGGUAGACUCACUCGAGGCUACUGUGAAUGGGAAAAUGAUUUCCCCAGAGUAUCUACAGAGUGUGUGUGUACGCCUCUUCACUGGACACAUGAGCCAGAGUGUCGCUCAGAGCAUCGAUUUUACACGACCUGGAACAGGAUAUUACUCUAUGACUCCUUAUGAUGAUGGAUAUGCCUCGUCCAUGUUACGAGCCUCCAUUGCAGCACAGAGGAGUAAAGACGUCCCAUUGCUGCCCUCGCUGGACUAUGACAAGCUGAAGAGGGAUCUGAUCAGUGGAUCAGACAGACUGAAAGCUCUGCUGCUGCAGGCCCUGCGCUGGAGGUUGACGCGCUCAGUACAGGGUGAGCAGAGAGACACGGUUCUACAGGCUUUCAUCAGCAAUGACCUGUUAAACAUCUGCACCACCAAACAGAAAUCUGUGGUUCACCUCAUCAAAUCGAAGAAUGAUUCAGUGAGGCAAUACACAGCACGUCUCCUUAACACCUUUGCAUCUUUGUCUGAGGGUCGAGUGUAUCUGUCGCAGUGUUCCUUUCUGCUGAAGAUGUUAGUUGAAUGUUUGCAGUCGGAGGAGAAGGACUUCGUGACCGAAGAGAAAGUGUUGGGAGCGCUGCAGAAACUUAGUCUCAGGCGGGUCCAUCAAUCAGCUCUUAUCAGACUGGGUCUUAUAUCCUGGUUGAUUAAUGAGCUACAGGACGCAGACUCUUUAUCAGAUUACACAGUGGAGUAUGCUGUAUCUCUGCUGAUGACCCUCUGUCUGCGAACUCAGGGGAAAAAAAAAUGCACAGAAAAGGCCAAACACAUCCUGAAGGUUUUGUCUGACCUUUUGGGACACGAAAACCAUGAGAUCCGGUACUAUGUAAAUGGAGCUUUAUACAGCAUCCUCAGUGUCCCAACAUUACGACAAGAGGCCAAAGAAAUGAGUUUGGAGGAAAUCCUGCGCUGUUGCAUGAAAGAGGAAAAUCCUGAACUGAACAGACAGAUGGAGUUCAUCAUCAAACAGCUCAACUCAGAGGACACACCCAAAGAGGAGCUGGAAUCAGGGGAUGAAGGGGAGGAUGAAGAAGAUGAGGAGGAUGUGGUAGAGCCGGAUCUGGAUAAACAGGAAGAUCUCGAGCCCCAGCCUAAAGAGCUCACUGGAGAACACUUACUGACUACAGAGUAUCUGGGAAUUAUGACCAACAUGGCAACGGUGAAGAGAUGGAGUGUGCGUGCCUCUCAGAGCACAGAUGAGCUUCUCAUGAGCCCCGAUACAACCAACUCACACAGAAACUCUGUGGCUGCCCCUGACAGACUUGACUCCAACUACUUCAACUCUCGCCCUAGUACCAGCGACUCCAUCCGUCGUACACUAGAUUCCGUCUGGCACUCAUCUCAGGAAUCAUUAGGAUCGGAAGUGACCACUCAACCACACAGUGAUGUCACCAGCAGCUUAACUGGCCGGCCAACAACCCCGCGCUCAACUGGCGCUGACAUGGGGGGCGGGGCCCUGUCGAAACUCCGCCCGCUCGGCCCACAUUUCUCCCACAGUGAACCACAACAGAGCGUCAUCAAACCAAACAGCUCUACACACACAUCAUACAGUGAGACAACGCACACAUCACGCAGUGCGCAAUCUAACAGGAAGUGAAGAGAGGUUCUGCUGACGGACCUGCAGCUUCCUGUCCACUCUGUCCUGAAGACGAGGAAAGAGUGGACAAUAGCAUGAGUUAUAUUCCUAUUCCAAUAUUGCUAUUGUCCACUCUGUCCUCUUCUUCAGGUGCACAAUCUAACAGGAAGUGAAGAGAAGUUCUGCUGACGGACCUGCAGCUUCCUGUAACAUCACACCUCCUUCUUAGUAGGCCAAGAUGAAUGAAUGCAGGAGGAACAAAGAUUGUGUUUGUGGACUGCGUGCUGUUUCAGGCUGACUGAGCCCCUGUGUAACCCAACACCACAAUAACACCUUUAUUAUCAGGGCCAUAGUAUCCGCCCCCUCACCUUCACUGUGCUCACUCCUCACACUACAGAGCUUCACGUCACCUCAUCACUCGUCAUGUAAUAAAAGGUUCAUUUAGAAUCUUAUGCUGUACUUUUUUUUUUAUCUUAAUGUUUUUGUUUGUUUGUUUGUUUUGUUUGCCUCACAGUUGAUUUUUUAUUUUAUUUUAUCUUUAAUGGUUUUUUGUACUUUUUCUGACAUAAGAGUUUAGCUUCUACAGUAUGUAAUGUUUUCCUUUUAGAUCACAUUGUGCUGUUCAUCUUGGUCAAAAUUUAAAUGUCCACAAACAUCUGUGGACGUUUGAACUCUUUUUAAAAUUGAAAACAUUUCAAUUAAAUCUUUAGUUUAUUCUUCAUUGCAGCAGUGUUUUAACAUUAAAUUCAGAUUUGAAUGACUCUAGUAGUUUAGUGAAUUAGUUCCGGGUUUGUUCCUGUUUUAUUAAUGUAGUAGUAGUAAAUUAUUUGUUAGAAAUUUAACAGUGAAAUGACUUUCAGCGCUUCAACUAUACAUUAAGCCAACAUUUUAAACAAUAAUCAAAAUUCUCAUUAUUUAAGACAGAUCCAUUGUUCAGACAUUAUCUUUAUUCAAAUGUUUUUAUUGAACCUUCAUUGUGCUUGUGUUAAAACUGACUAUAUGGUGUAUCAAUAUAUUUUUGCUGGACAUUGUGAUAUGAUUAUAUCUGUGAAAAUUAGAUAAGUUUACUGUAAUGGUCCGAGGUACUUUUUGCUAAUUGAAGUUAUGGUUU